AUGUUCCUUCGCCAGCUAGACUUGACUACCGCGCUCCGGCCAUCUCUAUAUGAUGAUGAAACGCUUCUUUUUGUCCAAGACGAUGUUGGACUCUACGAAGGCAAAUACAAGAUUCCCAGCUAUCAGAAUGGACAUGCCUAUCUCACAUCACACCGCGUGUGCUACAUUGACAAGGAUGAGCCGAGAAAGUUCUCCGUUGCCAUAGAUCUCAAGGAGAUUGAGCGGACAGAGUUCUACGCUGGUUUUCUAAAAUCCUCUCCGAAGAUUACACUCUUCCCAAAGGCCACUAGGAGACCAAUCUCGAGCAUCAAGAGCCCGGCACCUCGAUAUGCAUCACCAAGCGAUGCGUUAGUCGGACCUACUAAUUCCUCGCCACGUUCGACAACUCAAUCUCAAUCUCCUGCUCCGGCGAGAGAUGUGAACGCGACGUGGAUCUGUUCGAUUUGCGGCCUGUCAAAUCCUGUACCUGCCAACUUCGAUCCACAAACAGCCAACCAGCACACUCCACUUCCGCCAUGCCAGGCAUGCGGUAUUCCACCUCCAUUGGUGACAAUGGUUCGAGCCGCGAUUGCAGCAAUGUCCAAUCGUCCUAGUGCGGCGAUACUCCAGUCAAGUUUAAUGGAAGCUGUACCACCAACAGCUGCUUUGGACAAGUCAACCACAGCGACAUUGUGUCCAAGAUGCACAUUUCAGAAUCAUCCAUCUCUCUCUGCAUGUGAGAUUUGCGGUGCUUCUCUACAAGCUGCAGCUAGGCGCCGUUCACAACUUAUCGAGACAGAAGUYCAACGUCCAGAAUCUCCUGGGCCAAGUUUAUCUACCCCAACUAUCGUGGGAGAUGACACAAUCGAGACAAUCAAAUUCUCGUUCCGAGCAGGUGGUGCWAAGACCUUUUCAGAGAGGCUGGAAGGCGCUCUCGUGCAGAGAAAGUGGUUGCUACAGAGUGCACCGCCGGUCCCAAAUACACAGACUCCCCCUCAAUCGGGCGGUUUCCUUACUUCUACAGACGGUCUGCCCCAAGUCAGCACACCCAAGCGGAUCGUCGGCAUCGCAGGACUUGAGCAGAGAGGUGCGGCGUUACGUCAAAACAAUCAAGCAGUCAUUGGCACCGCGUUUGAAGAUCUCGAAGCUUUGAUGACCUCCGCAAAAGAGGUCAUCAAAAUGGCCGAGCAGUUCGCCAGACAGGCUAAUGGGAGCGCCGAUGGAGAGACAAGAAGAAUCAUCUCAGAUUCGGCUUCUGCACUCGGGCUUGUGACGACGAAGGAUAUGCUGGGAACUGGCUCUUCAGCAGAACAGCUUUAUGUGACGGAGCUGUCGAGAGACCUGGCAGAAUUUCUCACCGAUGAUAGAAAAGGUAUAUUGAGGAAGGAAGGAGGCAUCAUGUCCUUGGUGGACCUGUGGCAGGUCUUUAAUCRGACUCGCAACGGCAUCGAGCUUGUCUCACCUCUAGACUUCGAGAAGGCAGCCAACAUGUGGGACACAUUACGUCUGCCAAUCCGGCUUCGUCGCUUUCGCAGUGGUCUGCUGGUCGUCCAAGAGAGGAGUAGAACAGACGAGAAGACUAUUGCGAGCUUGCUGGCAUGGUUGAGGGAACCACAGUACCUUUUUCCGCCGCCGGAAGAUGACACUCUUGGUCGCUUAUUUGGCAGAGGUGUGACUGCCCAGGAAACUGCAGAGCGCUUCGGCUGGAGCGUUGGUGUUGCUACAGAAGAGUUGGAGAUGGCCGAGGAGACCGGAUCGAUCUGCCGAGAUCAAUGCCUGGAUGGGACACGCUUCUGGGACAAUCACUUCAUACAAGAUGGCAAUAACGCAACCUCAGAUUUCUGA
This is a messenger RNA of Ramularia collo-cygni, 1824 nucleotides long. Its product is annotated as related to VPS36 protein, involved in vacuolar protein sorting. The record is from RefSeq and is a predicted model, not a curated record. The coding region runs from base 1 to 1824 and encodes 607 amino acids. Gene Ontology annotation, molecular function: phosphatidylinositol-3-phosphate binding; ubiquitin binding. Gene Ontology annotation, cellular component: late endosome membrane; ESCRT II complex. Gene Ontology annotation, biological process: protein transport to vacuole involved in ubiquitin-dependent protein catabolic process via the multivesicular body sorting pathway. The transcript has a single exon. Lineage: Eukaryota; Fungi; Ascomycota; Dothideomycetes; Mycosphaerellales; Mycosphaerellaceae.